Messenger RNA from Carassius gibelio (silver crucian carp), 2391 nucleotides. RefSeq lists its product as uncharacterized. The transcript has 7 exons. The record is from RefSeq and is a predicted model, not a curated record. Lineage: Eukaryota; Metazoa; Chordata; Actinopteri; Cypriniformes; Cyprinidae. The coding region runs from base 61 to 1188 and encodes 375 amino acids.
UUUCCAACCAAUUCUAACACUGGUUUGGUGACGUCAGAUCUAGCUUCCCCUUCCUACCAUAUGAUCAGGUCAACUGGCCUUCAAAAGGCAGUGUUUCAGAGUCUGGACUCACACAUCCUCGUAAUCGGCACUGAAAUCAUCAUGGCAGAAGAGGGGAAUCCUGUUCAUGGUGGUGUUAUGUUGCUCCACACUGAAAAUGAAGGGAAACACUCAUAUGAAGUGAAAGGCUUUUUAAACUAUAACAAAGGAAUAUUUGCGAGCAAAGGAGAUAAACUUAUAAUGAUAAACAACAAAGAUAUGGAAGAUUUGACUCCGCAGGCAUUUGCUAAGCUCCUGGCUGAAGGAUCACUCUUACUUACCAUACACCAUUCGCCCAAAAUCAAAAUCGAAGAAUGUGAAUCUGAGGAAAUCAGUGUCCAUACAAAGGAGUCGACAGUCAUGAGAUUCAGCCUGAUGAUGGUAAGAGAGGAAGAUCUAGAAGCCACUGUAAUCGAACCAACGCCAGAGUGGGAAAGCCAAGACAUUGAGGACGACUCUUUCAUUGAUGACACACUUCUGCUUGUCUCCAUGGAUGACACAAGGUUCAGUAUGGUCAUUGCUCGGGGCGGUGACCCUGACAAUCCUUGCAACUGCUGUGGAGGGAUGAAUUGCCAAUUUAACGAAGUUGUUGUCCUGCCUGCGAGAGCUGAGAUUACCCAUAAUUCUUCAAGGAUUUUGAAACAGUUCAGAGAGAAACAUAAUGUGAUUUUGAAGAGUUUCCUCAUAGGAAAGUAUGUCACCCCACAAAAUCAGCAGAUGUGUUUAAGUGACACCAUGUCAGCAAAUAUCACCCUUUACUAUUACACUGCCACCAUCCCAGGCAUUAAAGGUGUUCCUGUUUUACUAAACUUCACUGACACAGAAAACUUCUUCUGCUGUACCACCAAGCAAGGUGAAGAUAAGAAGUUUUUAACAAUCGUGAGCCACAGUAAAAAUGACCUUAAAAGCAUCUGUCCCGAUGACCUAGACAAAUGGUCUCUAGUAUUCUACAUGACUAGUGGGAAGGACAAUCUUCGGUAUUUUGAAUCAGCUCUUUAUAAAGGAUGGUUUAUUUACUCACAAAGUGUAGAUGAAGUGAACAUGAAAAAAGACAAUGGUCAACGCGGUGACUUCUCAUUCAUAAUUCUGAGUGAUAAAAGGUCAUGUUAGAAUUCAAGGUCUUGAUAUGAUCGCUGGGACGCUGAGAACUAUUCUCAAAUUAACUUACAUUUCAAUAAACAUGUUUUGGAUGAGUUUAAGGUUAAGGUUGUCUUAACGGAUGCAGCCUCUUCCAAAGAAUGGUGUGUUUUACUGCCAUCGCAGUAGUAAGUAGAUAUGUAUCAUACUGUUAUACUGUCAUCUUUUUAUAUUCAACUAAUUUUAAACUGAUGUUUUUAAUCCAACACAUCUAAUUCAAAUUUACUUUUAUUUCUAACUGUCCGUAGUUCCUUUUUUACUAGUAACGUAAUGCAUGUAAUUCUUAUAUUUAUAUUAUCAACUGUUUUUUAGGCUACAUUUGUCUGUUUAAGCGGAAAGCUAACUUAGAACUGUUGCUUUUGCUGCAUAAAUGUAUAAUUUACCAUAAAAAUUUGAGUCAUGUCUUGUUUCUUCUAUAAAAUCGCAAUAAAAAGUUGUGAAUCAAGUGCAGUAAAUGUUUCAGAUUCGUCCAACAACACAGUUCCAGUGGUAUUGUAAUUGUAUUGUGUAUUGGCAAUGUUUUGAAGAACUGCUUGUAGCUACACACACACACACUCACACACACACACACACACACACACACACACACACACACACAUAUAUAUAUAUAUAUAUAUAUAUAUAUAUAUAUAUAUAUUUACUGUAUAUACUGUAUACAUAUUGAAGAAUGUCAUUGAACGCAUGUUAAUUAAAGUAUGCUUACUUUAUAUUGAUUCUAAUUCCAUUUAGUGUGUAAACAUAUUUAUGAUUACACAUUUUAAGUGUGAUUUAUUGCUAUUAAUCUGAAAAACCUGUGCGAAUGCUUAAUUGCAUUUUUUUUAAAUCCUCUAAGCUCUAUCUUUAAACUGAUAAAAUAUAUGUUUUUACUUUUUUUUUCAUUUACUAAUUAUUUUUUUAUAUAUAUAAAUAAAAGAUUCAAACAUUAAUGAAAUGUUAUUAUCACGAUCAUGGACUUUCUGUUCCUUUUGUGUUUCCCUAUUUUGGUCAAGUUCCAUUCCUGGUUUUGUAAAUUGAUUAACCCCCAUCUGUUUUCAUUCCCCUGAUUACUUUCCUUGUCUUUAAAAACCCUGUCUGUUUAGUUCCCCCUUGACGUUAAUGGAAUGUUAUACCUUAUGUUUGAAGAUUUGUGUUGGUUGUGCCCUUGUCUCCAUAAUUAAAAUACUCUUUUGAUUUCUA